AUGUGCGAGACCAGCCAACAAUCAACAACACCAGUCAGGGAAAGCGACUGCCGACAACUGUUACCUACGAGAUCCGCUUGGCAGUACGGUAGUUCGAUUGGUGCGCUGACCGCAUCGUGCGCGUCAAUAUUCCCGAGAUUAACCUCGCUGAUAGCCGUUAUCUUCUCCUUUCUCGGGCUAUGCGCUAAGGUAAUGGACUUCUCAGCAAUCGAUGAGAUUAUCGAGCGGGCACGAAAGAGCGAUGACUACAAAACGACGGAUUCGCUCUAUAAGGAGGCAAUCUCCGAGAUAGAAUCUGUCAGUAUGAACUUGAGUGCUACAGAGAAGAAGCAGCUGCGCCAUGUAAUAACACUGUUACGUAAGGAAAGGAAAGCAAAGGCAAGGGAAGCCGAUGCUGUCAAAGAGUUGUACGCGGCUAUGCAAUCACUCGAAAGUCCCAUUGAUGCGCCUCCGGCGGACCCCGAUGUAUGGCCUGCUCCGCCUCCUAAGAAAACUUCAGCACCAAGUGCGAGAACCAAGACAACACCGAAUAGGAGUCGAAAUAUUGACGGAAAUGAACGAAACGAAACGAUUACAGUGAAGAAACCUGUGAAGAAGUCAAGUAGCCAAAACGCAUUAUCAGAGAAAAGGCCGAAACAUGGCGCUGCCGCAAGUACUUCAACAGUUUCUGAACCGCCUGAUACCGCAGCUGCAGUAGCUGCUGCUGCGGCUGCUGCUGGAGCAGGCUCUGCCGACGAGAAAAAAGACGAAUUUGUUCCCCGCGGUUACUGUCCGGAUUUGGUGGAAGCUAUAGAACAAACAAUGACACGCAAUGGUACGGAAGUUACCUGGGACGAUAUUGCUGGCCUGGAAGGCCCAAAAGAGCUUUUCAAACAAACUAUCGUUUUGCCUGCUCUCGUGCCAAACUUCUUCAAGGGAAUUCGACGUCCUUGGAGGGGAGUCUGCAUGGUUGGCCCACCAGGUACCGGCAAAACUCUACUGGCUAAAGCAGUGGCUACUGAAUGCCAAACAACAUUCUUUGCCGUGAACUGCGGAGAUCUCGCUAGUAAAUGGCGUGGGGAUUCCGAGAAAAUGAUCAAGCUUCUGUUUGAAAUGGCUCGUCAUUUUGCGCCUUCAACUAUAUUCAUUGACGAAAUUGACACGAUUGGCAGCCAGCGAGGACAAGCAAAUGAACAUGAAGCCAGCAGACGGGUGAAGUCACAGCUUCUUGUUGAAAUGGAUGGGUUUGCUAAAGAGGAAGACGGCAAGCGAGUGCUUGUAUUAGCUGCUACAAAUUUUCCCUGGAUGUUAGACGAAGCUUUGCGCCGCAGAUUCGAGCAAAGAAUUUAUAUACCACUUCCCGAUCACCCAGCACGGUUGUCGUUGUUGCGCUCUUCUUUGAAGGAGGUCCGUUUAGCUGAUGACGUGAAUCUUGAGACUUUUGCUGACCAGCUUGAUGGCUUCUCUGGCGCUGAUAUUACGAAUGUCUGCCGAAAAGCUGCACUUAUGGGCGUGAAAAGGCUUACUCGCUCAUUGACACCGGCCGAGAUAGGGAAACUUACUGCAGAAGAGCUUGAUCUUCCUGUUACUUGGCAGGACCUGCAGGAGGCUCUGGGAGACACGAAUCCCUCCGUUUCUGAGGAGAAUAUCCGACAGUACAUUGAAUGGAUGGAGAAGUAUGGGUCGACUUAAUAAACUGUCAGUGAUCACUUGUAAAAUUAUCGCCAAAGACAUUUUAUAGAAUCUUAUUCCAAUCUUUUGUCCUUUGCAAUAUGUGACACUUAUUUCCGUACUAACCAUUCCUCUAAUGUGAUUUAGGCUUAAUAAAGAUACCGACUUCGGUUCUGCAACGGGUGACUAGGACUUAUGCCAUCCGUGUUUCAUUUUCGUGUACGAUUCUCCUCUAUCUCUUUUUUUUCUCAAAUCAGCUUUGUAUUUGUUGCAUAUGAAUCGAGCUUGUUCUAAUGAAGAGUGGUGUUAAAUAGCUGUUAUCACCAAAGUGUUGUGAUCAUCAUUGUGCAUUCGUCAUUUCAUUUUCCAAUAAAAGAUGGAAUUUAUUAA
This is a messenger RNA of Cylicocyclus nassatus, 2040 nucleotides long. The record is from the annotation of a GenBank genome assembly. Lineage: Eukaryota; Metazoa; Nematoda; Chromadorea; Rhabditida; Strongylidae.